AUGUCUUCUUUCGCAUUCGCCCCCUCUACCGUCGCCACCAACCAUUGGACGCCAGACGUCUAUGUGCCAGAUGUCUACGAACCUGACUACCCUGUGGCCAUCGGUAACCCGUAUGGAGACUACUUCAACCAACAACAAGGCUUGUAUCCCCCCAUGCCGAUGUUCGACAACUACGACAUCGUUGGUGGCCCCUCGACGAUUAUUCAAGAUGCUGAUCCACAGCUCCUGAUGGACUACGGGUUCGAUAUUGACGUGCCCAUCACGUAUGUGCCGACCUAUCCCACCUAUCCCUCCGUCCCAGGGACCCCAGUCAUGGAGCCCCAGGACCAUUCCCUCCAACCCCUCUCGCAGCACCAAAUCCCGCUGCCGCCACCUCCCACCCAGCCCACCCGCAGGCAGCCCCAUCGCAAGGCUCGCGCCACGAAAACGACGGUCGAGCAGACCGCUUCGACGACGCCCGCAAAGAAGAAGAGUACAAAGCGGGCAGUCACAGUGGCGAAGAACGCGGCACCGAAGCCCGCUGCAGCGGCGAAGAAGGCCGCCGUGAAGAAAGUGGCGCCAAAGCCCGCCGCGGCGCCUAAUGCAGUGGCGGCUUCUCAGGCUGAAGCGCCGCUGAAAAAGGAGCCAUGCCCGGUCUGCGGCGUCAAACGCAUACCAGACCGGAAAACACUCGUCCGCCAUGACAGCAGCCGAGCACACACGGCGGCAUUGAUAGCUGCGGGAGUCCAGCUCUCGGAGCACCAGAAGCUUCUGUGCCGCUACGGCUGCGGUGCUUCCUUCCAUAGCAGAAGCGACUCGAGGCUCCGCCAUGAGCACGGCUGCGCCAACCGCCAUGAUUAAGAAUAUCAUCGCCGCGACCGUCCAUUUGGCUACACUAACAUUAUUUUUAUCUAUUUAAGUGCUGAUCUAUCCUGCUCUCGCAUUGCACGUCGUCACCGCUGUUCUCGUUGUCGCCCUGCUUUUCAGCCCAUCAUCUUCGCUCUGUUGAAUUUCUUUGCUAGCGCAUAUACCCAUUUCACUGCAUACUCUGCUACAGCCGGUUUAUACCCUUGAUACCCCCGCUGCACCCAAGCUCGAACAUAUACCCCUCCGGUCUCUGUAGCUUUUCAC
Postia placenta MAD-698-R-SB12 is the source of this 1110-nucleotide messenger RNA. RefSeq lists its product as hypothetical. The transcript has 3 exons. Bases 1 to 840 code for a protein of 279 amino acids. NCBI's taxonomy places the organism in Eukaryota, Fungi, Basidiomycota, Agaricomycetes, Polyporales, Adustoporiaceae. The record is from RefSeq and is a predicted model, not a curated record.